AUGACAGACAAUGCCUCUCAUAGACUUGGCCUCCACAUUGAUGGGAAGUACAGGCUCAGUAAGAAGAUAGGCUCAGACACAUUUGGUGACAUCUACCUCAGAAUUGACAUCACCUCCAGCAAAGAAGUUGCCAUUAAGCUUGAGCCUGUCAAAGCAAAGCACCCUCAGUUGGAAUAUGAGUCCAAAGUUUACAAGACUCUGGCUGGCAGUGUCAGUGUUCCAUUUGUCAGGUGGUUCAGCACAGAGUGUGACUACAACAUGAUGUAUAUUCAUUCUUGUAAUUUUAUCCACCAUGACAUCGAGCCUGACAACUUCUUGACAGGAAUUGGGAAACAAGGCAACCAAGUCAACAUUAUUGACUUUGGUCUUGCAAAGAAGUACCAUGACCCCAAGACUCAUCUGCACAUCUUGUAUAGGGAGAACGAGAACCUCACAGGGACCACUCAUUAUACCUCAAUCAACACUCACUUAGUCAUUGAACAGGCCCACCAUGAUGACUUGGAGUCCCAUUCUCACAUGCUCUGGUAUUUCCUCCAUGGUGCACUUCCCUGGCAGGGCCUCAAGGCUGCCACCAAGAAGCAGAAGUAUGAUUGGAUCAUGGAGAAGGACAUGACUACCCCCAUGGACCUGCUGUGCUGCAACUUCCCUAAUGAAUUUGGCAUAUUCCUCAAUUACACUCGAGCACUGUGGUUCAACAACAAGCCUGACUACUCCUACCUUUGCAAGCUCUUCCAUGACCUCUUCAUUCACAAGGGCUUCCAGUGUGACUACAUCUUCGACUGGAGCAUUCAGUGCCAUGCUCCUGAGAACAGUAGUACUGGCACAAAGGAAGAAGACCACUGUGCCAGUGACAGGAUGCUUCAUUCACAGACCAAUCAGCUGCAAGCCAAUGCUGCCAGCACUGUAGGCCAACAAUGUGGAGCAACUCAUGGAAGGGAAGGUGAUAUUUGGUGA
Molecule: messenger RNA, 954 nt
Organism: Pisolithus orientalis
Lineage: Eukaryota; Fungi; Basidiomycota; Agaricomycetes; Boletales; Pisolithaceae
Product: kinase-like domain-containing protein
Exons: 5
Coding region: 1-954 (317 amino acids)
Biological process (GO): endocytosis; signal transduction; peptidyl-serine phosphorylation
Cellular component (GO): nucleus; cytoplasm
Molecular function (GO): protein serine/threonine kinase activity; ATP binding
Source: RefSeq, a predicted model, not a curated record